Messenger RNA from Thalassophryne amazonica, 782 nucleotides. It is a transcript of the gene crb3b, whose product is annotated as crumbs homolog 3b. Bases 215 to 463 code for a protein of 82 amino acids. The record is from RefSeq and is a predicted model, not a curated record. Lineage: Eukaryota; Metazoa; Chordata; Actinopteri; Batrachoidiformes; Batrachoididae. The transcript is spliced from 2 exons.
UGCCACAAGUAGUUUUGUUUGACUACACUUCUCGUUUUAACCUUCCACUGGAUCCACUUCUUUCCCGUGGGUGGUUGUAUGUUGUUGCUCUUCAUCAGUCAAACUGUUCACGUCCUUAACCGUGUGAAAAACCGUUUACAUUUAAAAACUGGCACAGUUAUGGCAGCUGUGACUUUAAAUCUUCGGACUACUGUUUCAGCAGCCGCCCUAACUGAUGUUCUGUGACUCUGUUGUCAACAUGGUGACACAGAUGUUGUUUUCCACCAAAGUGUCAGCAUUUGCACCCACACUGCUGCUCCUGUUCAGUCUGACUCUUCUCCUGCUGAUGUGUGUCAUCCGAAAGAAAAGACAAAUGGAAGGAGUGUACAGGCCCAGUGCAGAGGAGAAGAAACAGGCCAGCACAGCAGGGUCUGAAAAACCAGGCCUGCCUCUGCCCCUGCCCAAGGAAGAACGGCUCAUAUAAUGGAUAUACUGUUGCCAUUAGAAAUAGUCAGACUACUUCAACACAGCAUCCAUGUUUUCUACUGCACCAGUAAUCUGCAGAAACAGUCAACACCGUAUUUGCUGUUCUUUGAUAAUGUGAAGCCUGAUUCACUCAGGAAAAAAAAAGAUCAUUUAAACAUGUUUUCUCACUUUGAUAUUGUUCCCUCUUCUUCCAGAGGAUUUUUUUUUCUUUACAGUGCAACUGGAAAGUUUUCACAGCGCAUCACUUUUUCCACUUUAUAUGUUACAGCCUUAUUCCAAGAUGGAGUAAAUUCUUCCCCUCAAAAUUCUAAUCACAA